Molecule: messenger RNA, 1902 nt
Organism: Saccostrea cuccullata (small rock oyster)
Lineage: Eukaryota; Metazoa; Mollusca; Bivalvia; Ostreida; Ostreidae
Exons: 2
Coding region: 262-972 (236 amino acids)
Cellular component (GO): membrane
Source: RefSeq, a predicted model, not a curated record
CCACUAGUCGUGUCCUAGAUAAAGAAUUACUCAUGUUUCAGUUAUAAUCCCAGCUUAAAACUGGACUUGUUCAUGUUAUUCGCUUUGUGAUUUCGUAACAUACCUUUAAACGCCACCUAUCGGACAGGUAAACGAAUACCAAAUAUGGCGACCGAGUAAACAACGAUAUUACUGUUACACGACAGAAACUUGAUAAGGUGUGACUUACUGAUAUCUGAGGAGAAUUGAUUCUUGUAAACAAUCGGCAAAUAAAACAGUGAGAUGGCAUCAUAUAACCCAGAUGGUUUUUCAGACAAUUUUGAUGGGUCAGAAUUUGAUGCCCAUCGAAAAGCCAAAAUAUUGACAGAAAAGCAAGAAAAAAGUGAAGGUUUUGACAAUCCCUGUUUAGACAUAGACGAUGGAACAGACAAUUCUCCCGCCACUCUCCCGAUCACACAGGACGAUAUUCACAUCGACACCUCUCUACAAAGUAAUGGAAGCACUGCUCCCAAUACGUCAUCACCUCCAGUGACAUCACUUCCUGUUCUAUAUACUACAGAAACAGGUGGUUCCAAAGUUGUUAAAGAACAGGUCAUCAUUGGAGGUUCUAAUGGAAAAACAAUUCAAACUCAACAGACAUGUUGCCAAAAUGUUCCCGAGAGAUGGAGAGAUAUAGAAAGACAAAAACCAUUGACUCAAACCCGAAUCAAAGUGCUCAAAAUUUUAAGUAUUGUGGCAUCAAUUUUCUUCUUUCCCCUUGGAAUUCCUGCAGUUGUUUUUGCAUUCAGACUUCAGUCCACGCUAAACGAAGGCAUCAUGCAAGGGAACAUAGACAAGGCAAUAAGUUUAGCCAAACGGGUAGAGCGACUGAUUAUCUUUGCUGGACUCUUUGCUUUAUUAACAGGAAUUUUAGUGUUUGCCCUUGUUGAAAGAGCACAUAUGUCUGAGGAGGAAUUGAAAGCCAACCUUAGAAACAGAAUUUUACCUGGCUGAUACUGAAUAAUAUCAGUCAUUAACUAAAGUUGUGGAGUGAUAAAAAACCAAAUAACAAGCUCCUUUAAUUGAUUUCAUAAGUGCCAAACUUAUGCAUGUUGAUGGUAUUUUUGGCAGUGUAUAUAAAUGGGAUAUUUAUUUUUUGUAACUUAUACAUUUAGAAUCUCAUUUAUUCGUGUUCCUUUGCCUUGGAGAGUUACUCAAUUGUUUUUAUUUACACACUUGUAUUCCAUUUUCUUUCCCAAAAUAUUUAGACAAGUAAUUGUUUUGUCUAUGAACCUUAUACAAAUGUCUUAGUCGUACUAUUUCUAGAAACUCUUGAAGUAUAUAUAUAUUUGCUUGAGUUGUAUUUUUAAAGGGGCUUUUGAAAAUACAUUUUUGAAGGAAUUUUGCAAUCUUACAAUCAGGCAGGUGAAUCUUUUUUUUUUAAUUUGUAGUCAAUUUUUUAUUUCUAGUUUUCAAAACAAUAUCUCUAUAUAAGUUCUCUGUAUGAAUACUCAAUUUGCAAUGCGCGCUUUUUGUUUUUUAAAAGAUAUUUUUUUCUCAAACAACUAUUUUUCAUAUUGUUCAAAUUGGUACAUGUUUUAGAUUGUAAAAAUACUCAUAUUAACAUGUAAUCAUACAAGAGACGAAAAUUCUUUACUUUAAAGUCUUCAGUCUUUACGGGAAAGAAACGAAUUGGAGAAUCUAACUGUUAAUAUACCAAAAUGUAUUGUUUUAAAGAAAAAAAUAUAUCUAUAAACAUUUAAUUUUGUUUAUACAGUAUUGUGAUAUUUUCAUUGUCACGACUGCUUCCAAAACCUUUUACAUUUAUAUAUAUACUACAUUUUUUUAACAUCUGUGUCAGAUAUCAUCUUUGAAUGUUAUAUUUGAUAUUCUGCAUAAUAUGUACACAUGUUACAGUUUGAAUAAAACUUAUAAUAUUGACAA